This is a messenger RNA of Humulus lupulus (European hop), 1476 nucleotides long. RefSeq lists its product as uncharacterized. The coding region runs from base 1 to 1476 and encodes 491 amino acids. Lineage: Eukaryota; Viridiplantae; Streptophyta; Magnoliopsida; Rosales; Cannabaceae. The record is from RefSeq and is a predicted model, not a curated record. The transcript has 3 exons. Gene Ontology annotation, molecular function: zinc ion binding.
AUGGAAAAUCAUAAUCAAUCAUGCACGGCUAUUCCACAAACAGCUACUGGGCCAAGUGUAUGCAUGGGAGGUCCUAGUCAUAAUGAAACUUUUUUUCCCCCAACAAAUCUCCCGCAUGAUGAUGGGUAUGAGUAUGAGCCUUAUGUCAAUGAUGAUCCAGUUGCCCUUUUUGGUGAUGAUGAUGAAAGAGUUGAGGGGUGCAGUAGUUCUGAUGAUAACUCAGAGGAUCAGUUGUCGAUGCUACAUGUGGUUCAAGUAGAUAAUUUAAAUGUACGACCAUUGCCAAGUCGUCAAGAAAGCCAAGGAUGGAGGACUGCUGGAUCAGAGAGCAGUCGUCCAACUACACAAGAUGAUGGAAAUAGAUGGAGUUCUCCAGCGUAUACUGCUGAAGAUAUCCCAUGCCCCUCUUAUGUUAUCCCCACGUUAUCUGGGGUGAGUUGUGGAGUAAUAGAAGUUGGGAAAGUUUUUGAGAACAAGUUAGAGUUGAAGACGAAGGCACACUUGUAUGCAAUGAAGCAGAACUUCAAGUUUGUAGGGAAGAAGUCAGUCGCACUGGAUGCAAAUAACCAUCUAUAUCCAGUUGCAUUUGGUAUUGUGGAUAGUGAGAAUCAUGAUUCUUGGAAGUAUUUCAUGUCAAAGCUAAAAGAAGCGAUUGGGGAAUUCGAGGACCUGGCGUUUGUAUCUGACAGGCAUGCAAGUAUUACACAUGCCUUGGAAACUAUUUUCCCCGAUGCCUAUCACGGUGCUUGCUACCACCACAUUAGUAUGAAUGUGGUUGCUAAAUUCAAGACUGAUCAUUGUCAUGUGUUGAUGUAUAAUAUAAUGACAAGCAAUUACGCUGAAAGUUUCAACAAUAAGACCCGGGACGCUAGGAGCUUUCCGAUAACUACAUUCGUCGAAUUUAUUCGCUUCACACUACAGUCCUGGUUCUGUAAUAGGAGAGAAACUAGCGAGAAGACAACUACCACUCUUGCACCGACCUAUGAGAAAAAUUUGGUGGAUAUGGCUGAGAAAGCUCGAUUCUUGAUUCCUUAUGCAAUAGGGAGGCAUGAGUUCCAUGUGUUAGAUGGUGAGCUGAAUGGUGAAGUCGACCUCCUGAAUAAGGCAUGCACAUGCGGCGUGUUUCAGAUUAUUGGUAUCCCAUGUGCUCAUGCACUAUCUGGAUCCCUUAAGCGAGGGGUGAACUUUUAUUCGUUGUGUUUAGAUUACUAUAAAAUUGAGACAUGGAGGUCCUCUUACACAGAAUCUAUAUAUCCUACUGGUGACGAGGAAGAGUGGAAUGUUCCACAUGACAUUAUGACAAUAACAGUGAGAACACCUGCGCAGAAAAACCCGGUUGGUCGUCCAAAGAAGAAACAAGGUAGGCCUAAGACGAAACGCCAUCCUUCCAAUGGAGAUAAAUUGGUUGUUCCACGCAAGUGCAGCACUUGUGGAGGUCUAGGCCAUAAUAGGGCAACUUGUAAAGUUCGUGUUUGA